Molecule: messenger RNA, 1708 nt
Organism: Neltuma alba
Lineage: Eukaryota; Viridiplantae; Streptophyta; Magnoliopsida; Fabales; Fabaceae
Product: F-box protein At5g49610-like
Exons: 2
Coding region: 333-1415 (360 amino acids)
Molecular function (GO): protein binding
Source: RefSeq, a predicted model, not a curated record
UUCGAUUCCCUCCUGUCUCGCUUUUGGUCGCCCCUUUGGCUCUUUAUCUUACAGUGAUACUCCAUCCUCUCCCAAUAUUUCAUAAGCUUGAUCCACUCGUUCGCAGUUCUUUUUCUUUUCCUGGGGUAUUUGCGCACCAAGGUGAACGCAAUCGUUUCGAUAGGUUGCGAAAAUGAUGAAUGAAUUCAACUAUCUCCUUUUAAAUUGUUGAGAAGUGAAGGGAAAAUGAAAAUCCAUUGUGUCUUUUUGUGCAUAAGAACCGUACGAUUCUCAGGUUAAAUUCUUUCCGUCUCCAUUUGUUCAGAUUUGUUUGCGCAUUUGAGGUUUCAAUCAUGAAUAUGCGAAGGGAUGGGGUUUUCCCAGAGGAAGUGGUUAUUCAGAUUCUUGCAAGGUUGCCCAUCAAGUCACUUUUUAGGAGCAAAACCGUGUGUAAGCUCUGGUAUAGGUUGCCCUCGGACAAGUAUUUCAUUCAACUCUAUAAUGAAAUAUCUAGUGAGAACUCCAUGAUCCUUUUGGACAUUUCAGACGCAUCAGAGUCAAAAUCUAGCUUGAUCUGUGUUGAUAAAGUAAGGGGCGGCUCUGAACUUUCGCUGGCAUUUUUGAAUGAUAGAGUUAAGGUUAGGGCAUCUUGUUGUGGCUUACUAUGUUGCUCCAGUAUUCCUGAUAAAGGUGUCUACUACGUUUGUAAUCCAAUGACUCGUGAGUUUAAGUUGCUUCCCAGGAGUAGGGAAAGGCCCGUGACUCGGUUUUAUCCGGAUGGUGAAGCAACACUGGUUGGUUUGGCAUGUGAUUUGACAUAUCAGAAGUUUAAAGUUGUCCUAGCAGGUUACCAUCGCACCUUUGGUCAUCGUUCAGAUGGAAGUUUCAUAUGUUUAGUGUUUGAUUCAGAGUUGAACAAGUGGAGAAAGUUCACUUCAUUCCAAGAUGAUCAUUUCUCCCAUAUGAAUAAGAACCAAGUUGUUUUUGUCAAUAAUGCUCUGCAUUGGCUGACUGUUAAUUCGGCUUACAUACUUGUGCUUGAUCUUAGUUGUGAUAAUUGGAAAAAGAUGCAAUUGCCAUAUGAUGUGAUUUAUGGAAUGGGACACAGAAUAUAUCUCCUGGAGCUCAAUGGUUGUCUGUCCAUUAUUCAGAUUUCAGAAUCUUGGAUGAACAUAUGGGUACUAAAUGAUUACUGGAAAGAAGAAUGGUCUAUGGUGGAUAAGGUGAGUCUGAGGUGUAUCAGAGGGAUGGUGCCAGGAAUCUUUCCGAUAAGUCAGACAACUGAAUAUAUUCUGCUGGCAACUCAUAAGCAGGUUUUGGUUUAUCAUCACAGGACCCGAAUUUGGAAAGAGAUGUACUCUGUGAAGUACAGCUCAACACUCCCAUUAUGGUUUUCCGCCCAUGCAUACCGCAGUGCAUUGUUCACAUGCAAUUGAGCUGCGCUUGAAUUUGGUGAUUUCUGUACAUAUUUCUAGCUGCAGUAUAUUGUAAUCAUUGGACGAUUGUUAUUUGUUACACGUUAAUGGUCUUGUAUAUUUCAGCACAUUAUAUCAAUUGUAGAGUUAUGAAAUCUGCCUUGCCUUGGAUAAACCGUUCAAUAGUGGCUACAUUAAUAUCUGAACAUUAGCUAAUUGGCCCUAAUAGUUUUCCUGCCAUGUAAUAGAAAGAAGACGAGGUGAAAUAUCCUCAAUCAUAUAAAUACUGCAAAGCUGGCUAUUGUUAUAAUUUA